Messenger RNA from Teleopsis dalmanni, 261 nucleotides. RefSeq names its product glycine-rich cell wall structural protein-like. The coding region runs from base 1 to 261 and encodes 86 amino acids. The transcript has a single exon. Lineage: Eukaryota; Metazoa; Arthropoda; Insecta; Diptera; Diopsidae. The record is from RefSeq and is a predicted model, not a curated record.
AUGCGUUUUUUUAUUGUAUUUGCCGUCAUUGCAGCCAUCCUGUGUGCUUUGGCUGUAGCUGAAGAAUCAAAUCAACAGGAAUUGAUCAGAAAUAAACGACAAUUCGGUUACAAUCCUUACUAUGGAGGUGGUUUUGGUGGCUUUGGUAGACCUGGUUUCGGAGGUGGCUAUUACGGACGUCCAGGCUUCGGUGGUGGUUUCUAUGGAAGACCAGGAUUUGGUGGUGGUUUUGGUCGUCCAGGAUUUGGAUUCUAUGGUUAA